Pocillopora verrucosa is the source of this 1085-nucleotide messenger RNA. Its product is annotated as dolichyl-phosphate beta-glucosyltransferase-like. The record is from RefSeq and is a predicted model, not a curated record. Gene Ontology annotation, cellular component: endoplasmic reticulum membrane. Lineage: Eukaryota; Metazoa; Cnidaria; Anthozoa; Scleractinia; Pocilloporidae.
UCUCUUCUACUCACUUGCGCUUGAGUUGAUAUCCUCUUCGUUUUGUUCUCUCCAAUGGACAUCCCCUCAGUUGUUCACAGUUUAUCUCUAGUAACCAUUGUGUAUGCAUUACUUCUCCUUAUUCCAAUUGUUAUUGUGACAAUUCUCAUAGGAAUUCGCUUGAUGACUUAUGACGCUGUGCCGAUAAUUUCUAGGUUCGACAGUGAAAAAUAUUACAAGGAUCCAAACAAAAACAAUGCCACUUAUCCCUUCCCAAUCAUGGAGGAGGCAGGCUCCAUUGAUCUUUCGGUGAUCGUGCCUUCGUACAACGAAGAGGAACGACUGCCUACUAUGUUGGAUGAAACAUUUGAAUAUCUGGAAAGUGAAAAGAGGAAGAAGCCAUCUUUUACAUAUGAAAUUAUAGUAGUGGAUGAUGGGAGCAGAGAUGCAACAUCUAAGGUGGCUCUGGAAUAUUCAAGGAAGUAUGGUGUUCACCAAAUGCGUGUUUUGACACUGGAAAAGAACAGGGGCAAAGGAGGAGCAGUCAGAUUGGGCAUGUUCAGCUCUAGAGGUAGGCGGCUUCUGAUGGCUGAUGCAGAUGGUGCCAGUAAAUUUGCUGACUUGGCAAAAUUAGAGAAAGCUUUAGAUGACCUGAAUGGAAAGAAGGGAAACACGGCUGUGAUAGUCUGUGGUUCUCGUGCUCACCUACAGGAUGAAGCUGUUGCACAACGCACUUUCUUUAGGAAUAUUCUUAUGUAUGGCUUUCACUUUCUGGUGUGGUUCCUGUGCGUACGAGGAAUCAGAGAUACUCAGUGCGGAUUCAAGCUUUUCACCAGACCAGCGGCAUUACUGACUUUUUCUGCUCUCCACGUUGAGCGGUGGGCCUUUGAUGUAGAACUUCUGUACAUUGCACAGAAGCUGAAGAUCACUUUAGCAGAAGUAGCCGUCAACUGGACGGAAAUUGAAGGUUCAAAGAUGAUCCCAGUGUGGAGCUGGCUUCAAAUGGGCAAAGAUCUGCUCAUGAUCAGUUUAAGAUAUGUGGUUGGUGCUUGGAGGAUCGAACCAAUUAAGCUGAAAAGCCAAUAAAACUUUUAGCUUCUCUUCAA